CCUAUAAUAUCAUCAUCAACCCUACACCCUCCUGUAACUCCAUGUUUUCCUUUAUAAAUACCCUCCUCCUAACCCUACAACAACAGCCUCCAUCACUUGCUUUGCUCACUAAACCUGUUCUGUUUUUCGUUGUCUUUGCGAAAGUUUUAUUAGAUUUGCUCAUUCUUGUAUGGCAGUGAGUUUACUUGCACGUGAGAUAUCUGACCUCUGCUUAGGCAAGCCUGCUUUGAGGUCUCUCUCACUCACCACAACGAUAACUGAAGUUCUAUUUGCUCUUAAAAACUCUGAUGAUAACUUCUUAAGUGUAUGGAGUUGUGAGCACACAGCAAAAACUAAUAAAGACUACAGAGGCAAUUGUGAAGAGGAUGGCUGUGAUGUUGGUGAGUGUAAAUGUGUGGGUAAAGUUUCCAUGGUGGAUGUAAUAUGCUAUCUUUGCAAAGACGAGAACUUGUUGUCCCCUUCUGAUGCUUUGAAAGCACCUGUUUCUGUUCUCUUGCCUGAGAUUCCUGGAAUGGUUGUUCACGUGGAACCAACUUCAAGCUUAUUGGACGCAAUUGAUCUCAUCCUCCAAGGAGCCAAGAAUCUAGUUGUGCCAAUAAAGACCAGAUAUAGCUCCAGUUCAAGAAGAAAACAGCACCAAAAACUCUCAAUCACCAGCCCCACCAUCCACAAUGGCCGGGAAUUCUGUUGGCUAACACAGGAAGACAUAAUCAGAUUCUUCCUCGGCUCCAUUGGCCUCUUUGCUCCACUUCCAGCUCUCUCUAUUGACACACUUGGCAUUAUAAGCACUGAUUAUCUUACUAUCGAUUACCACUCCCCUGCUAUCUCAGAACUUGAAGCCAUUUCUGGUUCUCUAGCAGACGAGAAUUCCGUUGCAAUCAUUGACAGUGAUGGCAUCUUAAUUGGGGAGCUCUCUCCAUUCACUCUAGCCUGCUGUGAUGAGAGUGUUGCAGCUGCAAUCACUACCCUUUCAUCCGGGGACUUGAUGGCCUACAUUGAUUGUGGAGGACCCCCAGACGACCUUGUCAAUUUGGUCAUGACGAGGCUUAAAGGGAGAGGCCUAGAAGCAAUGCUGCAAGAAUUCACCAAUUCUAGUUGUUACUCAACUACUAGCUCAUGUCAUUCACGGUCUUCAUCGUCAUCAUCUGAUGAGGAGUCAGGGAGCAGCACCCCAUUUAGUGCGCUGCAGAGACCAGGAAAGUACAGCAGGUCCAUGAGUUACUCAGCCAGGAUGGUGAGGAGGGCAGAGGCAAUAGUUUGUCAUCCCAAGAGUUCACUUGUGGCUGUGAUGAUUCAAGCAAUUGCUCAUAGAUUGAAUUAUGUGUGGGUCAUAGAGGAUGACUGUAGCUUGGUUGGGAUUGUCAGAUUUUGUGAUGUGUUGAAAGUUUUCAGGGAAAGUAUAGAAGAUAUGGCCUAAAAAGAUGGGGAGCUUUUUCUUCCUUCUUUUUUUUUCUGAUGGCUUUAUCGUUAACGCUGAUCUGGUGAGAUUAGAUCAAGGAAAUAAGUGGUAGGAAAACUGAAGGAGGAGUUUGGAACCCUUUUUGAUACGAGGAGAGUUGGUCUUUGAUUGUAUAGUUUGUAUGUGUUUUCUUUUUACUGGUGGGGUUUUGAAUCUUCUGUGCCUUUUCUACUUUUAAUUAUUGAAGCAGAACAGCAGGUGCAGGCAGAUUUGACAUGAUGCUCCUUUUUUGUUUAAUCAUCAAGUGUUUGCCUCGUGGAUCAUGAUUUUGUUGAAGAUUA
This is a messenger RNA of Populus trichocarpa (black cottonwood), 1740 nucleotides long. Its product is annotated as CBS domain-containing protein CBSX5. Lineage: Eukaryota; Viridiplantae; Streptophyta; Magnoliopsida; Malpighiales; Salicaceae. Bases 170 to 1417 code for a protein of 415 amino acids. The record is from RefSeq and is a predicted model, not a curated record. The transcript has 2 exons.